GUGACCUUCAGACUCCCUCCAUUUCUUCAAAACCGAACUCUCCCAUCUUCAUCUUCUUCUCCUCCUCUCUGUCUCUUUCCAUCCUUUGCAAUCCACGGAGCUUUUUCGGCUUCUUUGCAUCCGGUCCUGACGCUUGGAAAAACCGCCGGAAUUGCCAAGGAACGAACAAAGACAGCUCUCCUGCUGCAUAUUGGCUCAAGAAGACUCGAUUUCUGGAAGGAAUGGCGGUAUGCCACCUGAUUGCGUUUCUCCUUUUGGCUGUGUUUUCGGCGUCGCUGGGUCUGCAGACUUUGGCAUUCACGGAUCCUCUUGAUGCUACAACGCUUCAUGGGCUAUAUGCAGCCUUGAACUACCCUGCACAGCUGAAAGGCUGGAGACCGGAUGGUGGGGAUCCAUGUGGGGAAUCCUGGGCAGGAGUGGCAUGCUCAGGGUCGUCUGUGAUUUACCUUAAACUCGAUGGACUAAACCUGAGUGGUUCUCUAGGAGACCAGCUUUAUAAUUUCCACAAUUUGAAGCAACUGGAUAUGAGCUCCAACAACAUUCAGGGUGACAUUCCCUAUGGUUUACCUCCUAAUGUCACUCAUCUCAACUUAGCGUGCAACAAGUUGAUCCAGAGCAUUCCACAUUCAUUACCUUCCUUGAAGAGUCUACGGCACCUGAAUCUGAGCCACAAUUUGUUAUCUGGACCUAUUGGCAAUGUUUUUGUUGGACUGCUGAAUCUAAAAGAAAUGGAUCUGUCGAACAAUAACUUCACUGGCGAUCUGCCUAGUUCAUUCCAGUCUCUGACAAAUCUUACUGGACUGUUCCUGCAGAAUAAUGGAUUUACUGGAGCAGUGAUCUUACUGGCUAACCUUCCUCUAAUCGACUUAGAUAUACAGGACAAUCACUUCAGUGGUGUCAUUCCUGAGAGUUUCCAGAACAUACCAAAUCUAUGGAUCGGCGGAAAUAAAUUUCAUGGAGCUGAAUCUCCACCAUGGAACUUUCCUUUUCAAAAUAUGUCUCUCCACAGUAACAUUAGUAGUCCUCCAACAACACAGUCAAGUGCUGUUGAGAACUAUCCCUCUCGUAAACCACGUUCGCACAAGAAGGGAAAAUGGGGCCCUGGUGGAAUUGCAUGCAUAGUUGGUGGAGGCACUCUGGUAGCAAGCUGUGCAGCUCUUCUAAUUGUAAUCCUUAUCCAUCGAGCUCGUGCUCAGGAAGAUAAGCUCUUGGACAGAUCAAAUAUCUCAUUUAAUUCGGUAUCCCUCAGAACUGUCAGAGAAGAGAGCCCACCAAUCUUGCCUUGCAUCCCACCACCACCAACUGUUAGGGCAAGGCCUGUACCUCUUGCUCUCCUUGCGGGUCAAGGAAAUAGAAAAAGCUUUUCCAGGAAAUGUGAAGCCCUUGAAUGUGUGAAGAUUUACAAUGCUGCAGAACUUCAAUUCGCCACAAAAGGCUUCGGUGAAGAGAACCUUAUCUUCGAAGGAUCCCUUGGCCCUGUUUAUGAGGCUAAGCUACCAGAUGGCCAGAUAUUGGCCGUGGAGAACAUCAACAUGGCAUCACUGUCUCUCCAUGAAGAAGAACAAUUCUUGGAUGUGAUCUGCACCAUCUGUAGAUUGAGGCACCCAAACAUAAUUCCACUUCUAGGUUAUUGUACAGGACUAGGACUGCAUUUGCUGGUCUAUGAGUACGUGAGACAUGUGACACUUGAAGAUGCUCUGCAUGGUGGAAAGUACAAGCCUCUAUCAUGGAGUUCACGUGUCCGGAUCGCCCUUGGAGUCGCGCAGGCAUUAGACUACAUGCACUCCACAUUUGCACCUCCCAUUUCUCAUGGCAAUCUAAAGGCCCGCAAUAUUUUGCUCGACGAGGAAGUCAGGCCACGUAUAUGUGAUUGUGGAGUCUCCGUUCUGAGGCCACUUACAAGCUGUACCGUCAAGCUUAAGGCUUCUGAAAUUGCUAUUGGAGACAGCGGUUAUAUCGCACCUGAACAUGGUCAACCAGGCAUUGAUAACACUAAGUGUGACAUCUAUGCCUUCGGAGUGCUGCUUCUGGAGCUCUUAACUGGGAGGAGACCUUUCGACAGUUCAAGACCUAGGGAAGAAUUAUAUCUGGUGAACUGGGCUUCAUACCAGCUUCAUGACCGCGAUUGCUUGGAGCAGAUGGUUGAUAAAAGCGUUGAAGGAACACUCAGCUUUCGGGCUCUCUCCCGAUUGGCUGACAUCAUAGCCGUCUGCAUACGGCCUGAGAAGGAAUUCCGGCCGGCAAUGUGCGAAGUAGUGGAAUCUCUGUUGUAUAUGGUGGAAAGGAUGAGCAUUACGGAAGGCAAUGCCACAUAUGGCGGUGACCUUGAACCUUAUGAAAGAUCCUUCCGCUCGACCCACACGCGCUUCUUGGCCUCACCUGCAACAAGUAGCUGGUCAUCUGAUCCUUCUUCUCAAUGAGCUCAGGAAAAACCGUUCUUUUUGUUUUC
Messenger RNA from Rhodamnia argentea, 2449 nucleotides. RefSeq names its product protein STRUBBELIG-RECEPTOR FAMILY 2. Gene Ontology annotation, biological process: protein phosphorylation. Bases 222 to 2420 code for a protein of 732 amino acids. NCBI's taxonomy places the organism in Eukaryota, Viridiplantae, Streptophyta, Magnoliopsida, Myrtales, Myrtaceae. The transcript is spliced from 17 exons. Gene Ontology annotation, molecular function: protein binding; ATP binding; protein kinase activity. The record is from RefSeq and is a predicted model, not a curated record.